Oncorhynchus mykiss (rainbow trout) is the source of this 2387-nucleotide messenger RNA. RefSeq names its product RAB22A, member RAS oncogene family (gene rab22a). Gene Ontology annotation, molecular function: GTP binding; GTPase activity. NCBI's taxonomy places the organism in Eukaryota, Metazoa, Chordata, Actinopteri, Salmoniformes, Salmonidae. The record is from RefSeq and is a predicted model, not a curated record.
UUCCUGAAAGUACUUCCUGAUUUUGUUUUUCAAGUUUAAAAUAAUAAUAAUGUAAACAAUAAUGUAGUUAAAUAUGUAGGAGAUAUACGUUGGUAUUAUUGAAACGAACAUAAAGAGAGCGUGUUGGCUACAUACAUUUCUAAACUAAAAAUAACUACGGAGUGUCACGUGACACGACAUUGGACCGUAGUUCAAGAUGGAGUCUGCGCCUUAUUUUGUAGCUUUCCACCUACAGUAAUCAUAAUAUGGCAAAUUAUAUUAGUGAUUUUUAAAGUUCUGAGUUUGAGAAGGUCAUUUUUUCUUUGCUUCUCGUCCAUCUGUUUGGGAUUUGAAUAUAGGUCUUUGAUGAAAAGAGAGGUUAUUUGCUAAAAAUCUUGUCAACUGAAACAUCUAGCUAGGUAGCGAUCGGUUAAGUGGUUGGAAUGUUCAUAAACGUUCUAUUAAUUCGGAGAUCGAUAUGACGCUGAGAGAGUUAAAGGUUUGCCUUCUUGGGGACACUGGGGUUGGAAAGUCAAGCAUUGUUUGGAGGUUUGUGGAGGACAACUUUGACCCCAACAUUAAUCCAACUAUUGGGGCAUCCUUCAUGACAAAGACGGUGCAGUAUCAAAAUGAGCUUCACAAAUUUCUCAUCUGGGACACUGCUGGGCAAGAGAGAUUCCGUGCGUUGGCGCCAAUGUACUACAGAGGCUCUGCGGCAGCCAUCAUUGUUUAUGACAUCACUAAAGAGGACUCGUUCCAGACGUUAAAGAACUGGGUGAAGGAGCUUCGUCAGCACGGCCCGCCCAACAUCGUGGUAGCCAUCGCUGGCAACAAGUGUGACCUAUCCGAUGCCAGGGAGGUCUCAGAGAAGGAUGCCAAGGACUACGCUGACUCCAUCCACGCCAUCUUUGUGGAGACCAGCGCCAAGAACGCCAUUAACAUCAAUGAGGUCUUUAUAGAGAUAAGUCAACGGAUCCCUGUCCUAGAUGCAGGGGGAGGGGCUGCAGGGAAUGGCUUCAAACUGCGCCGGCGGCCCUCAGAGACCCGGACCCGGACCUGCUGCUGAUGCUGCCAGUGAUUCCUGACCGUAGUCCCCACAUUGACCCUUGACCCCUGACCCUUCUCUGCUUGCAGCCUCCAUAAUCCCCCCCUAACCACAGACCUGCGUCACAGAGACCUGGGAGCUGUAAAUUCCACUCCUCCAUCAGGAAACCCUGAUUACUACCGCCAUUGAAUCCUGCAUCAAAUGCUACACUGUAAAGAGAGAGCAGCCGAGCAAAUUACAGUUCACUAGGAUAUAUGACCAUAUCUCAUCGUUCUAUGCGGCUAACUUUGGCUUAGUUAUUGUGAAGCUGUAGUCUUGUGUUUUUAAUGCCUAUCUGGAGCCCAAAAGGUUCAAAUUAAGUCCACAGCCUUUAAAGGCACUGUAUUUGUCUUGCAGCAUUUACAGUGAUGUGACCUCUGCAGAAGUCAGGGCAUUUAUUAUUCUUGCUCUUAACCAAGCAGCACAGAGCUGUUGUGAAGGAAGUUGUCAAGGCAGUGAGUUUUGUGUUUAUGCAGGACCUCCCACCCUCUCCUACCAUCAACCAAUCAUGUCACUGCAGAGUUAUACGGAGCACUCUGUUUUGUUACAAAAUUUGAGAUGCGCACAGCGAUGUGGUGUGGAGCUGAAUUGUGUCACGCCAUCCAUACGGUGCAUCCGACUACAUUUUUGGAUUAAGCAUAAAUUGGAUCUCAGUAUUUAGCCUUUAGGUUUGCCAAGUAGGUCUAUGGCAGCUAUUCUUUAGGAUUGCCAAGUAGGUCUAUAGCAGCUAUUCUUUAGGUUCGCCAAGUAAGUCUAUGGCAGCUAUCCUUUAGGUUCGCCAAGUAGGUCUAUGGCAGCUAUCCUUUAGGAUUGCCAAGUAGGUCUAUGGCAGCUAUCCUUUAGGAUCGCCAAGUAGAUCUAUGGCAGCUAUCCUUUAGGUUUGCCAAGUAGGUCUAUUGCAGCUAUCCUUUAGGAUCGCCAAGUAGAUCUAUGGCAGCUAUUCUUUAGGAUCGCCAAGUAGAUAUAUGGCAGCUAUCCUUUAGGAUCGCCAAGUAGGUCUAUGGCAGCUAUCCUUUAGGUUCGCCAAGUAGGUCUAUGGCAGCUAUCCUUUAGGUUCGCCAAGUAGGUCUAUGGCAGCUAUCCUUUAGGAUCGCCAAGUAGGUCUAUGGCAGUCUCACCCCCCUCCUUGCUGUGUUCACUUCAUCCUCCCGUUUUCCAGAUCUGUGGCUCGUCCAAGCCUAUGGCACCAGAUUCCUAUGUGGCUCUGGUCAAAAGUAGUGCACCUUAUACACCGAGUGUACAAAACAUUAAGAACACCUUCCUAAUAUUGAGUUGUCAGCCUCGUUUCGUUGGGGCAUGGACUCUACAAGGUGUCGAAAGCGUU